GCAUGGACAUCUUUCCCGUACAGAGAUCGUGUCGUUCUUCAGGUCAUAGGAUACAUCUGUAGCCUGGGUGGGUAGUUAGUUCAACUCACUUUAGGUUGACUGUAUUAGUUUGGUUCCUACUUAUUUUUUUUAAUUUAUAUUCUACAGUAGCGGUCCUCUGGGUACAUUUUCAAGAAGCUUCCCUGAAUCUAGGAUCCACAGGAAUCUCAACAUGGCAAAGUCUCUCAAGGAUAAAGUCUAUGUUUUGAUUUGUUGGGCUCUGAUGUUGAUGUACAGCGCUGCAGAGCGAGAGUACUUCUGGCAGUCGAGCAGACUCUCCUGGACGGGGGCCAGGAACCACUGCCAGGUCUGUUUCAAAGAACUGGUGACACUGACUCCUGAAAACAUCCAAACCAUCACCUGCAAACUCACCUCUGGGACUCUCUACUGGGUCGGCCUCCGCAAGAACUUCUCCUCGACCAGCAACUCCACCAGUAUGUCCUGGUCCCGCUGGGCCAACGGGGAUCCCCUCGCCUUCCAGAACUGGUACCCUGGCUGGCCUGUGUUCAAAUCCUCCUUCCCGAAAAGAGACUGCUGCAGCUGCUCCUGCACCUGCCCAACCAAGACAACCUCAACAAUGACAAGCACCACCGGCUUCACAGAAUUUAUGACCCCAAACGUGACAGGCUUUAGUGGACUCACUGAAGACCCAACUGGAGCCACGGAGAACGUAAACAGCUUCACCGACGCCACAGACCGAAACGUGCCCGUGACCACGCUGCUGCCAGUAGAAGCAGCAUGUGUGCGAUCGCCUAUGCUGCUGCCGGAUGUCCCCGACACUGAUAAGAACUACAUUGAAGACUCUUGUGUGGCCAUGCUCAGCUUUGGGGCUUGGGUUGAAAAGAACUGCUCGGAGCUUCUGCCUUUUAUAUGCUAUGAAGAUCGUUUCAUUGGCCAAGUCAACGUGGCCAACGUGACUAACGAGAGCGCCGUCCUAACAUGGCUACCCGGGCCUGGUAACAUCAGCCAUUACCGUUUAGAGGUCAAAGACGGCAAAAACCUGUCGGAAAAUUUGACUGAUUUGACCUAUGACCUUGUCGACCUGACAGCAGGCACCAAAUACUUUGUCCAGGUGUUCCCCGUUAAGUGUGACAGAAACCUCAACCCGCAGGAGGUGGCCUUCUACACCACACCUAACAAAGUCGAAAACCUCAAAGUCACCAAGGUGACAGAAACCUCUGUUUCCUUGAGCUGGAACAAAGCAGCUGGGAACGUGGAUUUCUAUCUCAUUCAGGUCAAGGAUGAGCAGAUUCAGAAUAAUACAGAAAGUAAGACAGAGGGCAUAGACGUCAACAAUUUGAUACCUGGAAGCCUUUACACAUUCACCGUAAAGUCAGGCGUUCAGGACAAGUCCAGAUGGAGUGAAGAAUCCAACAUCACGAAAUACACCAAGCCUGCGAAAGUGUCCAACCUGAUGGUGUCUAACAAUACCAACGACUCGCUGCAGCUUAGCUGGAUGCAACCCGUUGGAAAGGUCACGGGUUUCAGGGUGGUGGUUAGGAAAGCAAGGAACGCAAGUAAUGACAUAUUCUUGAAGGUGAAUGAAACAAAAGUGACAGUAACAGGGCUGCCGAUGGGCACCGAGAUAACACUCAGUGUGACAGCACUGACCAAUUGCACUGAGGAGGGAGACAACGUGACCGUCGUCAGCUACACCGCUCCUGGACCAAUUUCAAACCUGAAUUUGUUCACAACACAUGACUCCCUCAAUGCCACCUGGAUGUCUCCUGAGAGUGAUUAUUCGUUUUUCACUGUCAAGCUCCAGCUAGAUGGCACAGAUGUAAAAACAAUAUCCAACGUAACAGAACCUGAGAUGCGCUUUGACAGUCUAAAGAGUGCAGCCAAUUACACAGUGAUCGUCUACAAGGUUAGCGGACAUCUCAAGGGCCCGCCAGUGGAAAGCUCAAACUUCACCUUGCCGUUACCGCCUACUUUAGGCAAAGUCACUUCUUCCGGUAAUCAAAUCAUGAUAGAGUGGAAUCCCCCUGUCAACACGUCAACAGUCAACUACUCUGUCAAAAUCAGCUCCAGCUUCUGGGGCCACAACUUGUCUGAUACUGUGAACAAUACCAACCAUACAUUUUCUGGCUUGAAGUCAGGGACCAAGUACUACUAUGAAGUGCGAACAUUGGCGGGUGUAUGGUCAAGUACCCCACUAGCUGGGAAUCAGUGUACAGAUGCAGUGAAAAGGGACAUCAGUCUGUCUAUGUUGUGCUCUUCAGCAGAACCUCUCCUCUGUGAUCACAACUCCACUAAGGAAAGUGUAUUUGUUCAGUUGCAUGCAUAUUUCAACAAGCUGUUGGGGGACAAUAUUUUCUGGGAACUCACGAAGCAGGACACUGAAAACUAAGGAACAUAAAAGAUGUUUUUUUGUUUUUCUUUUAAUUGGUGUUGGUGAAGGUAUUUUAGAGUGUUUUCUGUCUUGUGUUUUUUUUCUUUUUUUUUGGGAAAUGUGUUAAUGUUAAGCCACUGUGUGUGAUACUUAGUCAAAACAGGUUAUAAUUUUUUUUUGUGAUUUUAAAUCUAGUUACAAUUCUUAAAAUGUGCAUUGACUGUCUUUUAUAUUCAGAAUUUUAAUUAACAGAAAUUUCAUUUCCACCAGGAAAAGGGAGAAAAAAAAAGAUGAAAGUCACGAUAAACAAAGAUAGUCGUAGAUCAAAAAAGUUUACUCAGUAAUUCCAAAUUAUGAGAUACAAAAAUUAUGAGAUAAUAAAUACAAAAUUUUGCUUACUAUGAGCAUUUUAGUUUCUAUUAUGCUUUUUAUCUGUUUUUUUCCUGGUGAAAAUGUGCUUCCAAAUGUGUGUCUGAUGUUAAUAAAGAAAACAACAAUAUGUUUUGAUUAUCUGGCAAAGUGGGAGAUCAUUUCUUCAGUGGAAAUUAAAGUUUUGUUCCAGUGUUCAAUAAAGUUUUCCAGCUGACUACACAUCACAGACCUCAUUGAAUAGAAUAUACAAUAUUAUUACACUAAUAACAAGGUUUGUUAAGGUGGACUCCAACUUUACUGCUUCCUCCAAGCACUUGUAAAUAAGACAAUAGUUUAAUAAUAUGGUUAAAUAAAUAAU
Messenger RNA from Siniperca chuatsi (mandarin fish), 3101 nucleotides. Its product is annotated as receptor-type tyrosine-protein phosphatase eta-like. NCBI's taxonomy places the organism in Eukaryota, Metazoa, Chordata, Actinopteri, Centrarchiformes, Sinipercidae. Bases 212 to 2389 code for a protein of 725 amino acids. Gene Ontology annotation, molecular function: protein binding. The record is from RefSeq and is a predicted model, not a curated record. The transcript is spliced from 11 exons.